Messenger RNA from Myodes glareolus (Bank vole), 1036 nucleotides. The record is from RefSeq and is a predicted model, not a curated record. NCBI's taxonomy places the organism in Eukaryota, Metazoa, Chordata, Mammalia, Rodentia, Cricetidae.
AGCUCUCCCUGCCUGGCCAUCCUCACAGUGGCUCUGAAAGCAACCGGAGAGGCAGCUGAGGGAUCCUGGCUGAUCCGGAGUCCAGCCUCUUGCUUCCCACUGCUACACCAUGAAAAUCCUGUUUAGUGACGUUCUGCUGCUCAGCCUGCUCUCCAGCGUGUUCAGCAGCUGUCCCAGGGACUGUCUCACCUGCCAGGAGAAGCUCCGCCCAGACCCUGGCAGCUUCAACUUGAAGGUAUGCAUCCUCCAGUGUGAAGGAAAGGUCUUGCUCCGUCCUCUCUGGACUGCAUGUGCCAAAGUCAUGGCCAGUGCCUCUGGGCAGCUCAACCCUGCUGACCCAGAGCUCGUGACAGCUGCUCUGUACCAGCCAAAAGCUUCGGAGAUGCAGCAUCUGAAGCGAAUGCCCCGGGUCAGGAGCGUGGUGCAAGCGGCAGAUACGGAGCCUGGCACCGAUGAUGCCGACGAGGUGGAACAGAAGCAGUUGCAGAAGAGGUUUGGGGGCUUCACUGGGGCCCGGAAGUCGGCCCGGAAGUUGGCCAACCAGAAGCGGUUCAGUGAGUUUAUGAGGCAGUACCUGGUCCUGAGCAUGCAAUCAAGUCAGCGCCGGCGCACUCUGCACCAGAAUGGUAAUGUGUAGCCAGAAGGAGCCCCUCCCAGCUGCACCGGCCACUGCAACCCAUGAGCAUCCAGGUGAUCCCCCGAACAGCAUGUGUCCACACCCAGAAGUGCCGGCCGGGAGUCAGGAUUCCUUCUUCCCUGAGGCAUUGAGUACCCACAGCAACCCCCUGCCCGGUUGUUGCCCCCUCCCCACGGCAUGUUUCACCACAACCCUGUUGCUACAUCAGAGUGUAUUUUUGUAACUCCUCCAGCUAACAUUUCCAUGGCCCCAUCUUCUCCCUCAUCUUCUGCCCUCUUCUAGGGCCCGGGGAGAGGAAUGUGAAAUCAGACGCGGGGUCUUGCCUUGUCACUGCCAUAACCUGUUUGUAAAAGAUCUGUUCUUUUUGACCGAUCGUUUGAAACAACUCUCUCCAUUAAA